Molecule: messenger RNA, 1155 nt
Organism: Trypanosoma rangeli
Lineage: Eukaryota; Euglenozoa; Kinetoplastea; Trypanosomatida; Trypanosomatidae
Product: flagellar protofilament ribbon protein
Exons: 1
Coding region: 1-1155 (384 amino acids)
Source: RefSeq, a predicted model, not a curated record
AUGAGCUCCGUGGCGCUGAAAGACCCUUCUGUGGGUCCCAUCGCGGCGGUGUCCACGGGGCCUCUCGACACCACAGCGAAGAGGCGGCUUUUUAUGAUGCAGCGGGCGCAGCGGCUUCGGGACCCAAAGCAGCGGCACAUGGGAAUUGACAAGCAGGCCCUCGACGAUCAGGUUCGUGAAAAGGAGGCCCUGCGGCGCCUGGAGCAGGAGAGAAAUGAGUUUUUUGAUCGCCAGGCAUUGCUCAUGGACCGACACGCGCAGGCGCUGCAGAAGGAGGUGAAUGAGAUUCGGACUGAGCGGGAAAAGGAGCUGCAGGAUUAUCGUGACACAUACCAGAAGAAGCAGCUGCGCCGGGAGUGGGACCUUAACGACACCGAGUGGAAGUCAAAGGAUUUGCCCGCGCGUGUCGGCGACGAUGACCCCCGCACCGGGGUUUCCUCGCUGCAGAAGUUUGAGGGGGAGGACUUGGACUUCAAGAACCGUCGCCGGGAGCAGCAGCGUCAGCAGCGCGACUGGGCGCAGCAGCAGGUAGAGGAGAAGCUUGCCAAGAAGUGGAUGGAGCAGGAGGCAAAUAACGCUUUUGAUGAACGCAACGAGGAGGUUAACCGCCGCAUCUACGAAAUAGAGCAGAACAUUGCGGGGCAGCGCCGCCUCGCCUGGAAGAAUCAGGCUGACUUUAAUAAGGCCUUGGCGGAGCAGAAGCGUCGCGAGGCCAUCCGCGACAAGGAAGAGGACACGCGCAAGGGUCUGGAGGAGAUUCGCUACCAUCUAGAGGGCGACUUUCUCAACGAGACCGAAACUAUGGUGAGCGAGCUCGGCAAAAAGGUCAAGGCGGAGCGCUACAAGGGAAUGACGGCGGAGGAGAAGGAAAAGUUGUACCAAGACCAGGCGUCGCAGCGGGAGGCCAUGCAGCGUCGGAGGCUGCUUGAGGUAGAGGAGGAAAAACACUGGGGGCAGCAGGAGAAUCUUCAGCUGCGCAUGGCGAACGCCUUGGAGCGACAACGCGAGCGUGAACGUCGUGCUGAACGUGAGGAACUCGCCAAGGAGCAGCUGAAGCAGAAACAAACGGCUGAAAUUCGUCGGAAGCAACAAGAUGAGCUUUACACGAAUGCCGUGGACGAGGACUAUUUCAAGCACUGGGACCUCUGUAUGUAG